AUGAUCGCGAAACCAGGCUUCCGCGGUCUCUCGAGUCCCGUCAAUCGAUCUAGACGUCUUCCUACUACCAUCGGAGCCAUUGUAUUCUUCAUAAUGUGUCUCUCCUAUCUCCUCUUCUCCAUUGCACCUUGCCUGGUCUACGGCAACUGUUAUCGGGGCUAUUUGAGCGCUUACAGCUUCGAUGCUGACUUGGCUCACAACCCAACCUGGAUGGCUGAGAUCCCCGACGAUGUAUACCUCACGAGCCUCAGUAUACCAGGAACGCACGAUACCAUGACCUACGAGAUAGAAACAGAGGUCCUGCAGUGCCAGAAUUGGAACUUAACAAUGCAGUUGGAAGCGGGUCUUCGCUACUUUGACAUCCGCGCUCGUGUGCGCGACGAUGAGUUGCACAUCUACCAUGCCAAUGGAUAUACUGGAUUUAGCUUCGAGGAUGUUAUUGGCUACAUGAACGACUUCUUGGACAGAAAUCCAUCCGAGACUAUUGUUAUGCGUCUCAAGCAGGAAGGUGGUCGCAUUGGAGACAACAACACCCUGUCAUUUGAAGACGCCUUCAACCAAUACCCUCUUGGGGAUAGACUCUACAACUACAGCUCUACUGCUCCCCUGCCAACGCUCGGAGAACUUCGCUCCAAGAUCUUUGUGCUUGAAAACUUCCCAGCUAGGCACGGAGGACCUUAUGGCCCCAAGUGGGAGGGUCCUCAGAUGGUGCUCGAAGACAAGUGGAUCAUCCCCGAUAUUUACCAUCUUUCCGAGAAGUGGACUGCGAUUCGUGAUGCGCUCGAGCUCGCGGCAACAGCACCUCUAGACAACGAGAUCCUCUAUCUCGCUCAUAUCUCAGCCUCUGUGGGCGUCUUGCCGAUCGAAGCUGCGGCUGGACCAAUGAAUCGCACUGUCACUGGGAUGAACGAUAUGACGGGCCAAUGGAUCAAGGAUUUUGAAGAGAACCCAGACACGAGCCGCACCGGAAUUGUCAUUAUUGAUUUUCCAGGACGGAAGUUUAUUGAGGCCAUCCUUCGGUGGAAUAACUCAUUAAAGAAAUAA
This is a messenger RNA of Fusarium venenatum, 1044 nucleotides long. Its product is annotated as PLC-like phosphodiesterase. Gene Ontology annotation, molecular function: phosphoric diester hydrolase activity. NCBI's taxonomy places the organism in Eukaryota, Fungi, Ascomycota, Sordariomycetes, Hypocreales, Nectriaceae. Gene Ontology annotation, biological process: lipid metabolic process. The record is from RefSeq and is a predicted model, not a curated record.